Molecule: messenger RNA, 2165 nt
Organism: Patiria miniata (bat star)
Lineage: Eukaryota; Metazoa; Echinodermata; Asteroidea; Valvatida; Asterinidae
Product: indole-3-acetic acid-amido synthetase GH3.3-like
Exons: 9
Coding region: 1-1923 (640 amino acids)
Cellular component (GO): cytoplasm
Molecular function (GO): acid-amino acid ligase activity
Source: RefSeq, a predicted model, not a curated record
AUGACUCUUAUAAUCAAAAUGGCGGUUAAGUGGAAUUUUCGCUGUGCAUGCUGGGGGUUCAUCUCGUCGCUCCUAGCUUCGGUCCUUCUCACCUAUUGCUUUUCUCCUCAGGAUUACAUCCAGCGGCUGGCAGACGGUGUUGCGGCAGUGCUGCUGGGCAUCUCAUCCCUGAUUGCCUUCCACAUCUCGACUCUACGAUGCUCUGAGAGUCACACCCUGACAACCCUACUCCUGUCCUACAAGUGGCACCAGGGUGAACGACUAGCCACGCCCUCCAUCUUGGCAAAGAUCAAUCACAUGUGGAAACAUCCGCGAGAAGCCCAGGAAGAUCUGAUCCGGGAGCUGACCAGUCGACAUGCCAAGACGGAGAACGGGCGCAAGAACCGUCUUGGGGAGAUCCAAUCAGUGGAAGACCUCCGCAAGAAGCAUCCGCUCACCACGUACGAUCACUACAGGGAUUACAUCCAGCGGCUGGCAGACGGAGAAGAAGGCGUCUUUCUUGACGAGGAGCCCGUGCGAUUCGGCGUCACAUCGGGAACAACCGGAGCCGGGAAGAAAAUACCACUGGUUUCUUUUUGGCUGGAGGGAGAUGCACUCUGCAAGCAGAUCAGGCGCUUGGCUGUGUACCAGGGUGCUCAUCGGCCAAGCCCUGUACAGAAACGCCGUUUCUUCUACAUCCAUCCCAAAAUCUCUCUCACCAAAACUGGCCGUGUCAUUUCUCCGUACAUGUUCAUCAAACAGGAGGACACUAAGCGUUUAUCGGAGCUCAGCUCUCCUCCACCGGCCUUCACUAUCACCAAUGAGCCUUCUGCCGUCUACAUUCACAUGCUGUUCGCGAUUGCCGACACCAAUCUCGCUCUCUUGUCUACCAUGUUCACUCCCCAAAUGUACCGAGCUCUGAAGUGUCUGGAGACCAACUGGCAAGCCAUGUUGGAGGAUCUAUCUACCGGGCAGAUCAAUGCUAAGAUCCCUCUAGACCCCGAUAUACGCCGGUCACUCCAACGCUAUCUCAGACUGGACAAGGCCCGAGUAUUCCAGUUGAGAAGGGAAUUCGAGAAAGGCUUCCAUGGCAUUUUGAAGAGAAUCUGGCCUCAUCUGGUCGCCAUUGAGGGAAUCGACAUCAUGGGUUUCAAGAAGAAACUAGAAGAAAAAUUUAGUUAUGGUGUUCCUUGCUUCAGUUGGGGAUACGGCAACACAGAGGUAGGCCACCUCGCGAUCAACAUGUGGCUUCAUGAAAAAGAGCUUCGAUACGCUCCCUGCUCCCACAUGGCUGUCUUGGAGUUCAUCCCGGAGCAAAACAGUUCGGAUGAAGACCCAAAGACUCUUCUCAUUGACGAGGUUGAGGUCGGUGGCAGAUAUGAACUGGUGUUGACCAUGCGCUCCGGGCUAUACCGUUAUCGGAAUGGAGAUGUCAUCCAGAUUGUGGGAUUCCACGAGAACUGCCCUGUCAUGCGCAUGCUCUACAGGUCAGGAGAAUAUCUAAAUUUGGUCUACGAGAAAGUGAACACCCAAGUUGUGGACGCUGCCAUAAAGAACACCAUUCAAGGCUGGCCAGGAAUUCAAUUAGUGGAUUGGACGUGCGCAGAGAGCCCAGUUUACGAUCCUGAAAGUUCAGAGCUAUACUACAUCGUAUUUCUUGAGGUCGAUCCUGACAAGAGGGAGCUGAAUGAAGUCACAGAAGAGCAAAGGUCAAAGUUUGAUGAACAUCUUCAGCAAGAACACGUCUACUACAGCGGCCUGCGGGGAUCCAACACCAUAUCCCCGGCCCAGCUGAAAUUCGUGAGGACAAGUACCUUUCUGGAGCUAAGGGACUUUAGGGUUGCCAUGACAACGACUUCUGUCAUGCAGUACAAGACGCCCCGUAAGCUGAGGACGCAGGAGCACGUGAAUUGGAUGAUGGAGCGAGUGAUUGAGAUUAAAUAAAGAGGUAUAAUCGUGAAAGCUUAAAAAGCUAGUUAGGCAUGCAUGUAAAUCUCGAGCACUCGGGAAAAAGAUAUUCUGAUUAAUUAGCCAGAUGUGUAUGUAUUGUCUGGUCGCACAAAAUCUGCCCAAAUGCCUCCUACACGGACUACAAUAAAUCAGAACAAAAAAAACCCACUUUUAAAGGCAAGAACCGUCGACCCAAACCGAUACUCGAGUGACAGAACUAAUCUAAUUUCGAAACA